AUGGGUGGCAACGGUAACAUGACCUGGGAUGCUGUGGCGGACCGCAAGCUUCUCCUCGGUGUCCUUAAGGUCCACGACAUCAAGGUCGACUACGAAAGCCUUGCGAAAUACAUGGCCACGGACGAGCACAAACCAACCGCUCUCAGUGUCUCCAAGCGUCUCAUCAAGCUCAAAGCUAUAGCCAAGGACGACAACGCUGGUGGUGGCAACACCGAAGACACCGCCGAGAAGACUCCUCGGAAGCGUGGGAAGGCUGAUACCACAAGCACGCCUCGCAAGCGCGCAGCCAAGGGAAAGAAGACUCAAGACGUGAGUGAUCAUCAGGAGGAUGAGGACGACAAUGAGGUGAUCAAGGGGCAGGGCAAGGAUGACUCGGAGGAAAGGCUGGAUGAUAAUGUGUUUACCUGA
This is a messenger RNA of Recurvomyces mirabilis, 408 nucleotides long. RefSeq lists its product as uncharacterized. The transcript has 3 exons. The coding region runs from base 1 to 408 and encodes 135 amino acids. NCBI's taxonomy places the organism in Eukaryota, Fungi, Ascomycota, Dothideomycetes, Mycosphaerellales, Teratosphaeriaceae. The record is from RefSeq and is a predicted model, not a curated record.